Phaeodactylum tricornutum CCAP 1055/1 is the source of this 776-nucleotide messenger RNA. RefSeq lists its product with no specific name. The coding region runs from base 97 to 741 and encodes 214 amino acids. Lineage: Eukaryota; Bacillariophyta; Bacillariophyceae; Surirellales; Neidiaceae. The record is from RefSeq and is a predicted model, not a curated record. The transcript has a single exon.
CAAGCAUUCGAGACGGAGCUGCCGCCUACCUUGUGCAGGUGUCAACGCUCGUUCUAUUCCUCCUAAUUUUCUGUAUUCCAAGGAUACGGCACGAUCAUGACUCGGCGCAGUGUUGGUAUGAUUCUUUCGGCGGUUUGGCUAGCACUCCUGACGCUACUGGGAUCGACGGCGUACGGGACAAUGGCGUUUACGGCGGCGGGGCCUCAACGGACACGAUUCGCGAUGAGUCCGCUCGGCGGGGCCACGACCAUGGAUCCACCCACGAAGGAACGAACCCAAAGUGAAACGAACCGGCGACGACGCGGCAGUGACAACGAUCGUACGAACGACGACGAGGACAAUACGGAAUAUCCCGAUUUGGAAUAUCUCCAGGAUUCCGCAGAAUCGCGGGAAAUCAACGAUCCUUUUCACAUUCUGCUCAUGGGAUCGACCUUUGACAAGCCCAAAAUCACGGUCACCUACGUGUCCGGAAGCCUAGAAUACGUUUUGCAGAUGCCAUCGGAGGAGGCGACGGAAUUGUCCAGCUUUGCUCGGGAGGAAGGCAUGGCGUGUCUGGGAACAUGGCCACGCGAAAAAUGCCUGAAUCUGGGACGGCAGCUACAAAUGCGCGAUAUCGUGUGCCGCGUUGUACCCUUUUGUGAAGGAGGACAACGAGGAUGGCAGGCCAAGGAUGCCAGCAACGAGGACAAGGCGGGAGCCGGGAGGAGUAGUAGUGGCAAUAGCGACGGCGGUGCCUUUUAACGUUUAGCUUAAAACUAACGCAGGGCACUUGAUGG